Molecule: messenger RNA, 4846 nt
Organism: Ylistrum balloti
Lineage: Eukaryota; Metazoa; Mollusca; Bivalvia; Pectinida; Pectinidae
Product: peptide-N(4)-(N-acetyl-beta-glucosaminyl)asparagine amidase-like
Exons: 6
Coding region: 2-1900 (632 amino acids)
Biological process (GO): protein quality control for misfolded or incompletely synthesized proteins; protein deglycosylation; glycoprotein catabolic process
Cellular component (GO): cytosol; cytoplasm; nucleus
Molecular function (GO): peptide-N4-(N-acetyl-beta-glucosaminyl)asparagine amidase activity
Source: RefSeq, a predicted model, not a curated record
GAUGGCACAGAUACACAGUACAGUCAAACAACUUAUCGACGAUAAUGGAAAAGAAGAGUUUCUCACGGCAUCAGAGAUCCUCCUUAAGUUCGCCGAUAAUAUCAUCAACCAUCCAAAUGAUUCCAAAUAUAGAAAAAUAAGACUUUCGAAUCCUACGGUAGAAAACAAAUUAUUGCCAGUGUCUGGGGCACUGGAGUGUUUGUUCGAGAUGGGAUUUAUUGAGGAUGGUGAAUUUUUGACAUUUCCUACCAACAUUCCCCCAACUCUCACUCUGAUACAAGUAAGGAAUGAGCUCUACACUGCCAUAAAGCUUGUCAGGUCUUCUACUGGUGGGCCAUCAGCAGGACAGUCCACACCUCAGCAGCCUACAGUUACACCUAGUUCAGUCAGACAAGUCGCCCAAAGGUCACGUCAGGCUAUGCAGCAAGCAGAAAGGCAAUUUUUCAUGAAGAUUGAUUCAAAUCUGGUUCAUGUGCUAAGCUAUGAAAGGAGAGACUUUCAGAUGAAAGCAAGGUCCAUUAUUCCAAUGGAAGAAUUGAACAAGGAGGCAAAACAAAAAUUCAGUGCUUUGCAGGCAGCUGAUAAGGAAGCCUCUGGAGUGGGCCUUCAGGACUGUUUUCUUUUAUCUCUCCUUUCCUGGUUUAAAAGUUCAUUCUUCAAGUGGGUGGAUGCUCCAGACUGUGACAAUUGCCAGGGAAAGACACGGAGUGUAGGCAUGGCAGAACCAAGUCAGGAGGACUUGGGCUGGGGAGCUUCACGUGUAGAAAACUACAGAUGUGACAGAUGUAAUAGAUUUGUGCGUUUUCCCCGCUACAACGACCCAGGUAGACUUUUGGACACAAAGAGGGGCCGAUGUGGGGAGUGGGCUAACUGUUUUACACUGUGUUGUAGGGCAGCGGGUUUCGAGGCCAGAUAUGUCCUGGACUGGACUGACCAUGUAUGGACAGAAGUGUACUCAACUAGUCAGAAACGAUGGCUUCACUGUGACCCUUGUGAGAAUGUUUGUGAUAAACCUCUACUGUAUGAAGUUGGAUGGGGAAAGAAACUGACCUAUGUUUUAGCAUUCUCCAAGGAUGAAGUGCAAGAUGUUAGCUGGAGGUACAGUUCUAAUUUCAAAGAAAUGAUGGAUCGAAGACGGGAAGUCCGAGAAAACUGGUUGGGACAGGUUUGUUUCCGGUUAUGGAAUGAAAAAAACAAAGUGGUUUCAGAAGCGAGACGUAAGGAAAUGGAGCUAAGGUAUGUAGCAGAGGUGGUUGAAUUUAUCACACAGAAGAAAAAUGACAAGAAUAACCUGUCAGGACGGACCACAGGGUCACUAGCAUGGAGACAAGCUCGUGGCGAAACUGGAAGCUCAUCUCAGGCUGUCACUGGUCCAUUUGUCUUUACCCUUACAGACAAUGAAAAACAGAAGAAGUUAUUACAUGUAAGGUAUAACUGUGCCAAAGAUGAGUAUACUAGAGUCACUGACGGAAAUAAGAAAACAUCUGGGUUUGUCUCCUGUUUGUCCAAAUGUUCGAACAUUUUCCGAAAGGAAGAACAUGACUGGAAAAUGGUGUACUUAGCACGAACAGAGGAAUCACCUGUAGCCGCCCUGUCUUGGAAGUUUGAUUUCAAAGAAACAGGGUUAAAGAUCAGCAAUGUUGAAGUAUGUGUCAAGAGUGCAACUUAUGAGAAUGGUGUUGUGUCUUGGAGACUCUGUAGUGACAAUCAGUGUGCAAUACUGAAAGGUACAGACAAUCUGAAAUUAGUGAGUGAUCUCAAUGGUGUGGACAACAUGACCUUGACAGCAAACCUCAGUGGUGGGAAGGGCGACGUUGCCUGGCAACAUACCCAGCUGUUCCGACAGACAAACAGCGACUUUGAUACAUUUCCCUUUGAAGUGAAGAUAUACCUGGAGUAGCAAGAUAGAAAGUAAAAGGAUGCAUGGAGUGUACAUAUUUUUGUGAUCAAUUUAGAUUUUAAUACCGGUAUUGUCUUUAAUAGGUUAUUGAUACAAAUCUAAACUGAAAACUGUCAAAAUAUACAUCUGUUAUGGGACUGUUCAUUUUGUUAUUCAUUGUAACCUUUUUUGUUAUCAGUCUUUGCCAGUUUACAGAUAGGCUUUAUACCCUUGAUGUUGUCUCAAAGCAGAAUUUUCGUUCACUGAUUUUUUAAAAAAUAUGCUGUCGGAAUUUUUUUUGUGGGUGUCCAGCAUUUGCCUGUGCAAAAGAUUGUAACAAGGGAGACUACUGGCAUUUGUCCAUUGAUUUACAGUUGACAAUGACACAUAUAAAAAUGUAACAAUCCCUUUAUCAGCAUGUGAUCAGUCAGUUAGGUAUUUAACUUAAGCCAGUAUGGUAUAUUACUGUAAAAACAAUAUAUCAAUUUAUUGUAUGCGUACCAUUUGUGGAUCUAAAAUCUGCGAAACAGAUAAAGACUUUCCUUUAUUCUGGUUACGUGUUCAAGGAAUGUAAGAAAUAUUUGAUAUGUUCACUUAAACUUAUGUUUGCUUUAAGGUACAAGAACUGAUUUUUUUUUAUUUGUAGUUUUUUUUUAAAACAUAAUUUUAUUCUUGUUCUGCCUUGUGUUGACUUACCAGGUAUACAUGUUUAUGAAGGAGGGCUGCAAUAUGUUAGUAAAUGUGGUAUGGACAAGACAUUUAUUUAUGGUAGCAUUCAGUAUCAGCUGAUUUACUCCAACAACUACUGAUAACUAAAAUGCAGAAAGUAUAUUUUAAUGUCAUGUAUAUGUAUAAUGUAGUUACAUUUUCUACUUUGAAAAAAAUGAAACCCUAGCAUCUGAUGAUCCAUAUAUUUUUCAAACAGGAACCAUGAUGAAAGCCUCAUACAGGAAGGCAGUAAAAAGUACUCAUGCUUAAAUGAUUCCUGUUUGGCAUUCUAGGAAUCUUUCCCCUCAGGGUGAGAUUGCCAGAUCUUAUUUCCAAGUGGUGAAAGGUUCGGUUAGUCACUAAUCAAUCUUGUCUGUAUUAGUAUAAUGUAUAUUUGUGACAAUAUAAUGUGGUUUUUAUUCAUUUGUAUGUAGUAAACAAUGUGCAUUGAUAUGUGUUUCACUUGCUGUAAAAUCUAUGCAUCUCAUUGGAUAGUUGACACCUAGUGGUUGUAUGCACUUUCGUGCACAGCAGUAUGAAAUUGACGGCAGUAUGAGUGUCCUUGUCAUCAUGAUGUGGAUUAUCUUGUGAUAUAAAUAGCAGAGAAAUAUAUUCUUGCAUUAAUAUCAGAAGUGUUGUUUAUCAUAGUUACUAGGUUGAGUUUUUUAAUGUAGUAAAGCAGCUAUUUUCUAUGCUUAAGAAAAAUAAAAGAGGUAGUUCUAUUUUCUGCUGGUAAUGGCACCACCAUGGUGUAAUCUAGGUAAUGUUUAUAUAGGAUUUGUCUAAUAUCAGUUGUGUUCUGUGAUAAAAUGAUUAUCCCCCACUUUCAACAAAACGGGGGAUAUAAAUUUGGGUUUGUUUGAAACUUGGUCAGCAGAUGGAUCUUGGGGUCAUUAAGACUGAGUUUGACUAUCAGUGUCAUCUGUUAAUAAUUAUGCAUACUAAUGUGGUAUCUUUUGAUUUCAUUUGUCAAUAUGGUUGGAAAGUGUGGGAUGUAAAUUCCAUGAAUUUGCUUGUUAUUUAGUUUAGUCAUUGCCAGUCCAAAAAUAUAUUAACCCUUGAUUAAUUAUACAUAUAAAUGAUAAUAGGAUCAAUCAAUGCUGUGUGAUUCAUUUCAAAUUUGACUGUCAAAUAUUGUACAAAAGACACACAUAGCACCUUUUAAUAUCAGUUGAGAAUUAGAUACAGUUGAGUCAAAUAAUGAAUUAAACUGCAUCACACAGCUGUUGUUAAACUCCUUGAUUUUGAAACCUGGAAAGUGACUGAAGAAAAUCAAAGGUGACUCAAAAAAAUAUCAAAAUCUAGACCGGGAGGUGCACAAGUUCAUAAUUUGUAUAUAUACUGGUACCCGAUAAUUUCCAAAGGUCACAUACGUUUGUAUGUAUUUUGAACCAUGUCACAAUUCAAAUGAACAAAACAUGGCAUGAAGAUUAUGCCCAACUUCAGGGACUAAAAGUCCAGUAGUGUCUACUACCAAUAAUCUUAAAGACCAAAAAGACCGAUAGAAUUCAUUAGUUGGUUCUUGUACAAGUUUCAAAUUUUAAAGCUUUGAUACAUUUAAUAGUCUUUUGUGAAGGAUUGAUAAUUUUCAUGCAAAAAUAAGGGGGAAAUAAUGAGGAGGAAGAGGUGGGGGUAAACAUAGAAUCAUAAUAUACAAAAAGAGGACAUUAGUCAAGGGAUUUCACUGGUACAUAAAUUCCACAAGCAAAUUUGUUUCAGUUGAUAGAUACAUCAGCUGUAACUGGCAAGAAGACCUUUUGUCUGACUGUUGUGGUUUAAAUGUAUAUUCACAAUGUAAAGGUUGUUUUCAAACCUAAUUAGAAGUCCCUUGUAAGGUUGGAGAAGAAGAGAGCAAUAGAUGUUAUAGUAUAAGGAAGUAAACUGCUUAGAAUUUGAAUGUAGAACAUCCCUCAGCAGAUAUCUGUUCCGACAUUCUCUACUCUACCUGCAUAAUUAUCGUGGACACUUUCAACCUUUAAAGCGAUAUGCAUGAAUAUGACUUGUUCAGUUACAAGACUUGGAUACUUGUAAGUUAGAAUUGUAAUAGAAUAAAGGAAAAUACCAAUUAGUUCUCCCAUGGCAAUGAUCAUAUUCAGGAGGAUAUAAUUUCUUAUAUUUUGAAAAAGUAGUAUGUAUAUAUAGUAAUAUUUUAUUUAUUGAUUUUAAAUCAUCUGUUGGAUAUAUUUUGUAAAUUUUGAGUGAUAUAUUUCAAUAAUCUUUUUGAAUUCCUUCUGUCAUGCAUUAAAGUCUGUUUUUGUA